CUUUAUAUAUAUAGACUCACAAACCAACUCAUCACAUUGUCUCUCUCAAAUCUUGUAUUUUCUCUGUUCUCUCUCCACUCCUCUUUCUAGAUUGAAGCUUUGUAUCAGUUGCGAAUGGCUUCUGCAGCUACUCUCAGCCCUGUAGAGACCGAGAAGCUCUCCAAUCUCAAAUCUGCUGUUGCUGGUCUUAACCAGAUCAGUGACGAUGAGAAAAAUGGAUUCAUCAACCUCGUUUCUCGUUAUCUCAGUGGCGAAGCGCAACAUGUUGAAUGGAGUAAGAUCCUGACACCUACUGAUGAGGUAGUGGUACCUUAUGAUAGCUUGGCGCAAAUUUCCGAGGAUUCAGAGGAGAUCAAGAAGAUUUUGAAUAAACUUGUUGUGCUGAAGCUUAAUGGAGGUCUGGGGACAACAAUGGGCUGUACGGGUCCCAAGUCAGUCAUCGAAGUUCGGGAUGGGUUGACGUUUCUUGAUUUAAUUGUUAUCCAGAUUGAGAAUCUCAAUUCUAAGUAUGGAUGCAAUGUUCCACUGCUUUUAAUGAAUUCAUUCAACACUCAUGAUGAUACAUUGAAGAUUGUAGAAAAGUACUCUAACUCAAGCGUGGAAAUUCAUACAUUCAAUCAGAGUCAGUAUCCCCGUUUAGUUGUUGAUGAUUUUUCCCCACUUCCAUCUAAAGGACAGACGGGAAAGGAUGGAUGGUACCCUCCUGGACAUGGUGAUGUGUUCCCAUCCUUGAAAAACUGUGGUAAACUUGAUGCAUUAUUGUCACAGGGUAAGGAGUAUGUAUUCAUUGCCAACUCAGAUAACUUGGGUGCGAUUGUUGACAUGAAAAUCUUAAGCCAUUUGAUUAAAAACAAGAAUGAGUAUUGUAUGGAGGUGACGCCAAAAACUUUGGCUGAUGUGAAGGGUGGCACCCUUAUCUCAUAUGAAGGAAGGGUUCAGCUCCUGGAAAUUGCUCAAGUUCCGGAUGAACAUGUUAACGAAUUUAAGUCUAUUGAGAAGUUCAAAAUUUUUAACACAAAUAAUUUGUGGGUGAACUUGAAGGCAAUUAAAAGGCUUGUUGAAGCUGAUGGACUCAAGAUGGAAAUUAUUCCUAAUCCAAAGGAAGUUGAUGGGUUCAAAGUUCUGCAGCUAGAAACCGCUGCUGGUGCAGCAAUCAAGUUCUUUGACAAUGCUAUUGGUAUCAAUGUGCCUCGAUCGCGAUUCCUUCCUGUAAAGGCCACUUCAGAUUUGCUUCUUGUGCAGUCUGAUCUUUAUACUCUAGACAAUGGGUUUGUUAUUCGGAACAAAGAUAGAACUAACCCGGCUAAUCCCUCAAUUGAAUUGGGGCCUGAAUUCAAGAAGGUUGGCAGUUUCUUGAGUAGGUUCAAGUCAAUCCCUAGCAUUGUGGAACUAGAUAGCCUUAAGGUUACUGGUGAUGUAUGGUUUGGCUCUGGUAUCAUUCUAAAGGGAAAUGUAAGCAUCACUGUGAAACCCGGGGUGAAGUUAGAAAUUCCUGACGGAGCUUUGCUUGAAGACAAGAAUAUCAAUGGUCUGGAGGAUAUUUGAGUUCAUUACCGAAAACAUUGAAGUUGAAGACGUCGUCCUUUUUGCUUGUGUUAUAAUGUGUAUUUUCUUAAAAGAAUAAUAGUGAAAGUUUCCUCGACUGAGACACUGAACAUUUAAAGUUGGGGUGACUAUUUAUGUUUUAUGUGGUAUUUUUUUUUUUAAAAAAAAAGGAUUUGUUGAGAAAGUAUCACAUGAGCUUGAUACACCUCAUCGAGGUCAAGUUUAAGAUAGUUACAUCAUGUUGUCUAGACUUUCUGAACCACCUUUACCAGACUCAGUCUCGUAUCCUUCACCAUGAAAAUGUUACAUUAUUAUCUAUAAAAUCAUAGUUUUACUUUUC
Molecule: messenger RNA, 1885 nt
Organism: Humulus lupulus (European hop)
Lineage: Eukaryota; Viridiplantae; Streptophyta; Magnoliopsida; Rosales; Cannabaceae
Product: UTP--glucose-1-phosphate uridylyltransferase
Exons: 21
Coding region: 115-1545 (476 amino acids)
Biological process (GO): glycogen metabolic process; UDP-alpha-D-glucose metabolic process
Cellular component (GO): cytoplasm
Molecular function (GO): UTP:glucose-1-phosphate uridylyltransferase activity
Source: RefSeq, a predicted model, not a curated record